AUGCACAUCACCUCCAUCCUCGCCCUCGCGCUCAGCGCCACUGCAGCUUCCGCCACCACCUGGUGGACGCCCGCCAACCUCCAAUGCCCAGACGCAGGAACCAUUACUCGGGCCGAACUCAUCGCCGGAAUCACUGGUCCCGUGGGAGAGCUACGUGAGACGUCAGCAAACAAUCUCGCCACGAAAUACUGUGGAGGGACACGAUUCAGGGGUAUUCCCUUGUAUUUCGUUACUGUCAAGGGUGCUAACCUUUCGUACGCGUAUCGUAAGAGCACUGAUGAGUAUUGGUACUGCAGUGCUACCAACGGCCGGCACCCGUCGGGCUGGCCGAACGUCUGCGCGGAUAGCGGUACUUUGGUUUCUUCGUGA
Molecule: messenger RNA, 369 nt
Organism: Ramularia collo-cygni
Lineage: Eukaryota; Fungi; Ascomycota; Dothideomycetes; Mycosphaerellales; Mycosphaerellaceae
Exons: 2
Coding region: 1-369 (122 amino acids)
Source: RefSeq, a predicted model, not a curated record